AGGAGUCUGCGGCCUGGCUGCAGCUGACCGACUGAACAAUGGCUCAGUUUCCCACACCCUUUGGAGGGGGUCCAGACACUUGGGUGAUCUCUGUGGAUGAGCGAGCCAAACAUGACCAACAGUUCCACAGUCUGACGCCCACACCCGCCGGCUUCAUCACCGGUGAUCAGGCUAGGAAUUUCUUCCUGCAGUCGGGCUUGCCCGCCCCCAUCCUGGCCCAGAUAUGGGCGCUGGCCGACCUGAACAACGAUGGCAAGAUGGACAUGCAGGAGUUCUCCAUCGCCAUGAAGCUCAUAAAGCUCAAACUGCAGGGUCACCCGCUGCCCCCCACCCUGCCCCCCUCCAUGAAGCAGCCGCCCGUCUCCAUCCCCCCAGCCGCGCCGUUCGGAAUGCCUCCCAUGGCACCAAUGCCAGGUCUCCCAGGAGUACCCCCGAUGCCCAUCCCCCCUCUCCCAGGCGUUCCAGGGGUGGGCAUGUCUCCGCCUCUCGUGUCAUCCGUGCCCCCUCCCGUGCCCCCCAUGGCCAACGGUGCACCCGCCAUGAUGCAGCCCAUAUCAGGGUUCUCACACCAAUCCGCAGCACUGAACAAAAGCUCCUCUUUCAACCGCUCCAGUGCCAAGUUGCAGAAGGGUUCAUCCUUUGAGACACCCAGCGCCCCUGCGGCCCCCCCGCCCGCAGACUGGGCUGUGCCCCAGUCCUCACGGCUAAAGUAUCGCCAACUCUUCAACAGCCAUGACAAGAUGAUGAGUGGCCAUCUCACGGGCCCUCAAGCCAGAACCAUCCUUAUGCAGUCCAGCCUGCCGCAGGCUCAGCUAGCUACCAUCUGGAACCUGUCAGACAUAGACCAGGACGGGAAGCUGACCGCGGAGGAAUUCAUCUUGGCGAUGCACUUGAUUGACAUGGCUAUGUCUGGCUUGCCCCUCCCACCUCUGCUUCCCCCAGAAUUCAUCCCGCCCACUUUCAGGAGGGUCCGCUCGGGCAGUGGGGUCUCGUUGACCAGCAUGCACUCAACAGAUCAGAGGGUUCCAGAGGAACCAGAGGAGGAGGAACAGCAGAAUGCUGAGAAAAAGCUUCCAGUGACUUUUGAAGACAAGAAACGGGAGAACUUUGAACGGGGGAACUUGGAAUUGGAGAAGCGUCGUCAGGCCCUGCUGGAGCAGCAGCGGAAGGAGCAGGAGAGACUGGCAGCUCUGGAGAGAGAGGAGCAGGAACGGAAAGAGAGGGAGAGACUGGAGCAGGAGAGACGCCGUCAGCAAGAGCUGGAGAAACAGCUGGAGAAGCAGAGGGAGCUGGAGCGACAGAGAGAGGAGGAGAGACGCAAGGAGAUCGAGAGGAGAGAGGCGGCCAAGCGGGAGCUAGAGCGCCAGCGUCAGCUGGAAUGGGAGAGGAACCGCAGGCAAGAGCUUCUGACUCAGAGGAACCGAGAACAGGAGAACAUCGUCCUCCUCAAAGCCAGGAAGAAGACCCUGGAGUUUGAACUGGAGGCUCUGAACGACAAGAAAAGUCAACUAGAGGGAAAACUGCAGGACAUCCGUUUCCGCCUGUCUGCCCAGAGACAAGAGAUCGAGAGCACGAACAAGAGCCGUGAGCAGCGCAUUGCGGAGAUCACCUCCCUGCAACAGCAGUUACAGGAAUCUCAGCAGUGGUUAGGGAGGCUGAUUCCAGAUAAACAGUGUCUGAAUGACCAGCUGAAACAGGUCCAACAGAACAGCAUGCACAGAGACUCUCUGUCAAGCCUGCAGAGAGCCGUGGAGCUCAAAGAGUCGACCCUGCAACAGCUGAGGGAACAGCUGGACACCGUGGAGAAAGAGACGCGCUCCAAACUGCUGGAGAUCGAUGCUUUCAACACCCAGCUGAAGUCUCUGGGUCUAUUUUAUCAGGCCCACGCCACCCGGAUAGAGAGCCUCCGUCUGGAGCUGAUGUUUGAGGAGCAGAGGGGGCGACAGGAGCUGAGGGAGAUCCACAGCAAACAACAGAGGCUAAAGCAGAAAGAACAGGAGGGAGACAUCAUCCAACCGCCCCUGGAAAGGAAGUCUGCUGAGCUGCCGGAGCCCAGGUUGUCCGGCGCCGAUGAGGGUCUGUCCCCGGCUUGGCGGGACGAGGGGGUCGGUAAAGCCGCCACCCCACCCCUGGCUCAGCCCUGGAUGAGCCGUGUGACGGAGGAGGAGGGCCAGAACAGGAGAGACAUGCAGGACAAACUCAACAAGCUCUUCAUGCAACAACCUGAACCCGCUGGCAAACUCAUGGGCCAGUCAGCAUGGCCCACGGGAGAUAAGGCUGCGAUGAGCAGCUUUAAUCAGGAGAAAGUCAAGCUGGUUUAUUACAGAGCGCUGUACCCGUUUGAGGCUCGCAGCCACGAUGAGAUCACGAUCCAGCCCGGAGACAUCGUCAUGGUGAAAGGAGAGUGGGUGGAUGAGUCUCAGACAGGUGAGCCCGGUUGGCUGGGAGGUGAGCUGAAAGGGAAAACCGGUUGGUUCCCCGCCAACUACGCCGAGAAGAUUCCGGAAUCGGAGGUGCCCCUCAGCCUGCGUGGCAGCACCUGUUCGGGCCCCGCCCCCAAAAUGGUCUCCCGCGUCACGCCUACCUCCUCCUCGACCACGCCCACCAACUGGGCGGAUUUCAGCACUACAUGGCCGUCUAACACUGCGGAGAAGCAGGAUAGCGACGGUUGGGACGCGUGGCCCACCCAACCCACCCAGCCAUCCCUGUCCGUGCCCAGCGGGGGACAGCUACGUCAGCGCUCCGCCUUCACCCCCGCCACCCUUACCGGCUCCUCCCCCUCACCCGUACUGGGACAGGGGGAGAAGGUGGAGGGUUUGCAGGCACAGGCGCUGUACCCGUGGAGAGCGAAGAAAGACAACCAUCUGAACUUUAACAAGAACGACAUCAUUACGGUACUGGAGCAGCAGGACAUGUGGUGGUUCGGAGAGGUACAGGGCCAACGUGGCUGGUUCCCCAAGUCUUACGUCAAACUCAUCUCUGGACCCGUCCGCAAGUCUAUGAGUAUCGAGUCUGGCUCGUCAGACAGCCCCCCCAGCAUGAAGAGGCCCAGCCCCUCCCCUAACAAACCCACGGAGAUGGGAGAAGAGUACAUAGCCAUGUACACGUACGAGAGCAGCGAGCAGGGCGACCUGACCUUUCAGCAGGGUGAAGUCAUCACGGUGACAAAGAAAGAGGGUGAUUGGUGGACGGGCACAGUGGCCGGCAAAACGGGUGUGUUCCCGUCCAAUUACGUCAAACCUAAAGACUCAGAGGGCUUGGGACCCGCGGGGAAGUCUGGGAGCCUGGGAAAGAAGCCAGAGAUUGCCCAGGUGAUCGCUCCAUACGCGGCCACGGGAGCGGAGCAGUUAACUCUAGCCCCAGGUCAGCUCAUUCUCAUCCGCAAGAAGAACCCAGGGGGCUGGUGGGAAGGAGAGCUGCAGGCACGAGGAAAGAAGCGUCAGAUUGGCUGGUUUCCAGCCAAUUACGUGAAACUGUUAAGUCCAAGCACCAAUAAGACUACGCCCACUGAUCCCAACCCACCCAAACUACCAGCAGCUAAUGCAGUAUGUCAGGUGAUUGGCAUGUACGACUACACGGCUCAGAACGACGAUGAGCUGCCCUUUGGGAAAGGUCAGAUCAUUAACGUGCUGAGCAGGGAGGAUCCUGAUUGGUGGAAGGGCGAGCUGAACGGAUCCGUGGGUCUCUUCCCUUCCAAUUAUGUCAAACUGACCACAGACACCGAUCCCAGCCAGCAAUGGUGCGCUGACCUCCACCUCCUGGACAUGUUGACCCCUAUGGAGAGGAAGAGACAGGGCUACGUCCAUGAGCUCAUCCUUACUGAGGAGAAUUACGUCAACGACCUCCAGCUUGUCACGGAGAUCUUUCAGAAGCCACUGCUGGAGUCCGAGCUGCUGACGGAGAAAGAGGUCGCCAUGAUUUUCGUCAACUGGAAAGAGCUCAUCAUGUGCAACAUCAAGCUGCUCAAGGCCCUGCGGGUGAGGAAGAAGAUGUCGGGGGAGCGCAUGCCGGUGAAGAUGAUCGGCGACAUCCUGACUGCGCAGCUGCCGCACAUGCAGCCGUACAUCCGCUUCUGCAGCUGCCAGCUCAACGGAGCCACGCUCAUCCAGCAGAAGACCGACGAAGCCCCCGAGUUUAAGGAAUUCGUCAAGAGGCUGGCUAUGGACCCACGUUGUAAAGGCAUGCCUCUCUCCAGCUUCCUGCUUAAACCAAUGCAGAGGGUCACACGCUACCCACUCAUCAUCAAAAAUAUCCUAGAGAACACUCCGGAAAGUCACCCCGAUCACAGUCACCUGAGACAGGCUCUGGAGAAGGCUGAGGAACUCUGCUCUCAGGUCAACGAGGGCGUAAGGGAGAAAGAGAACUCCGACAGACUGGAGUGGAUUCAGGCUCACGUCCAGUGUGAAGGACUGUCAGAGCAACUGGUGUUUAACUCGGUGACCAACUGCCUGGGCCCGCGGAAGUUUCUGCACAGCGGCAAACUUUACAAAGCCAAAAGCAACAAGGAGCUCUACGGUUUCCUCUUCAACGACUUCCUGCUCCUCACUCAGAUCGUCAAGCCCCUGGGCUCCUCGGGCUCGGACAAAGUCUUCAGCGUCAAGUCUCAUCUGCAGUACAGGAUGUACAAAACCCCCAUCUUCCUUAACGAGGUGCUGGUGAAACUGCCGACAGAUCCCUCAGGAGACGAGCCCAUCUUCCAUAUAUCCCACAUCGACAGGGUCUAUACUAUACGCGCAGAGAGCAUUAACGAAAGGACAGCGUGGGUUCAGAAGAUCAAGGCGGCCUCAGAGCUCUUCAUUGAAACAGAGAAGAAGAAAAGGGAGAAAGCCUAUCUGGUGCGAUCUCAGAGAGCCACAGGGAUUGGUAGAUUGAUGGUGAACAUUGUGGAAGGCAUAGAGCUGAAGCCCUGUCGCUCACACGGUAAGAGUAACCCUUACUGUGAGGUUACCAUGGGGUCUCAGUGCCACAUCACUAAGACACUGCAGGACACCCUGAACCCCAAGUGGAACUCCAACUGUCAGUUCUUCAUUAAGGACCUGGAGCAGGAUGUCCUGUGUGUGACGGUGUUUGAGAGAGAUCAGUUCUCUCCAGACGAUUUCUUGGGCAGAACAGAAAUCCGGCUGGCAGACAUAAAGAAGGACCAGGGCUCUAAAGGCCCCAUCACUAAGAGAUUGUUGUUACACGAGGUGCCCACAGGCGAGAUCGUAGUACGGCUAGACCUGCAGCUCUUCGACGAACCCUAA
Messenger RNA from Chanos chanos (milkfish), 5243 nucleotides. It is a transcript of the gene itsn1, whose product is annotated as intersectin 1 (SH3 domain protein). Gene Ontology annotation, molecular function: guanyl-nucleotide exchange factor activity; protein binding; calcium ion binding. The transcript has 41 exons. NCBI's taxonomy places the organism in Eukaryota, Metazoa, Chordata, Actinopteri, Gonorynchiformes, Chanidae. The coding region runs from base 39 to 5243 and encodes 1734 amino acids. Gene Ontology annotation, biological process: intracellular signal transduction; positive regulation of Rho protein signal transduction. The record is from RefSeq and is a predicted model, not a curated record.